Molecule: messenger RNA, 726 nt
Organism: Gossypium raimondii (Peruvian cotton)
Lineage: Eukaryota; Viridiplantae; Streptophyta; Magnoliopsida; Malvales; Malvaceae
Exons: 3
Coding region: 1-726 (241 amino acids)
Source: RefSeq, a predicted model, not a curated record
AUGUGGGGGGCGAGUUAUGUUAAGGCUCACCGACGCAAUUUUAUGAGCCUAGUUCAGGGCGGCCGAUCUCUGGCUGAAUAUGAAGCUGAGUUUCUGCGACUAAGUAGGUAUGCGUGGACUUUGGUAGCAACCGACUACGAUAAAUGUGUGCGAUUUGAAGAGGGAUUGAGAUAUGAUCUAUGGGUUCUGAUAGCUUCUCAGAGGGAGCGGGUUUUUGUGGUCCUAGUUGACAAAGCAAAAAUAGUGGAAGAAGUGAAGCGCACUGAGCGCGAGCGACGUGAUCGUGAGAAGGAUCAGAAUAAUAUUAAGAGGGAUUCAGGUCAACGUCCUAAGAAGCGGGCGAGGUUUGACAGGCCUCCGAAAGUCAAGGCACCAACUGUAGUGAAUUCAGUGCUAGCUGUGGUACAAACUUCGGCUCCAAAUUUUGUUUGGCCUCUAAGAGAGGUUCAACAACCAUUUAGAGGCCGUGGUACUGGUAGGGGUGGUAAUAGAUCUAGGAGAGGACAAAGAGCACUGGGUAGAGGUGCAGGUACCUUAUUUAUUUAUUCUGUUCCAUAUUAUGAUCUCAUUGAUAUUGGCUUUAUUCACUCGUACAUAGCUAGUGUUGUUUCUGUAAAUCUGGGUUUAACUGCUGAGAAUACUUCUAGAGAGUUUUCUGUGAUUAGUCCUUUGGGUCAGUCAAUUCGAGUUGAUAGAGUAUACAUGCGGGUACCCCUAGAGCUCUAA